This is a messenger RNA of Mollisia scopiformis, 1314 nucleotides long. RefSeq lists its product as uncharacterized. The transcript has 2 exons. Bases 1 to 1314 code for a protein of 437 amino acids. Gene Ontology annotation, molecular function: protein-macromolecule adaptor activity; ubiquitin protein ligase binding. Gene Ontology annotation, cellular component: cytoplasm; cytosol. NCBI's taxonomy places the organism in Eukaryota, Fungi, Ascomycota, Leotiomycetes, Helotiales, Mollisiaceae. The record is from RefSeq and is a predicted model, not a curated record. Gene Ontology annotation, biological process: ubiquitin-dependent endocytosis.
AUGGAGCAUAAGUCCUCGGGCGAUCUGGUGCAAUGCUCGAUUGAGCUCGCGGAGCCAGUUCUGUUCCAGAAAGGCUGCACUCUCGGUGCGUUGUCGAGUAUGAACGGCACGGGCGAAGAGCAGCAGGCUAUCCUUCGAGGGAAGCUUGUUUUGAGGGUCAUAGAAGCUGUUAAGGUCAAGGCCAUCAAGUUGGAUUUUACGGGCAGGUCGAGGAAUGAACGGCAUCGAGGAGCCUGCGGUCAGUUUGAAGAGAAAGAUUUCAUUAAGCACAGUUGGACAUUCACACGCCGCUCCAUUCUUCCUCACAGUUUCGGACAAGAGACCCACACAGAUCUCCGUACAUUACCUGGUUGCGAAACGUCGUCUCCGUGCGGAUCUUAUACACCUCUCCAGUCAUCAUCGAUUCAGUUGAAUAGCAGUUCAAGUGAUACACCUUUGGAUCUAGAUCGGUAUAAAGCGCGCCAGAAAAGUCUACCUUUCCAAUCGAAUCGCUUCCAGAGGCAUUCUACUACGAAAAGCUCGAGUCAUCAAUUUUUCGAGCCAGGUAUAUACGAAUAUUUGAUCGAAUUUCCAAUACCUCGAACAUGUCCGGAGACUCUUAAGAUUGGGGAAAGAUACGUUAACUACCAGCUCGAAGCAUUUGUGAAACUGCAUGGAGUGUUCAGAGCCAACAUCCACAAGAUGAAAGAGAUCAUCUUAGUCCGCGUGCCAGAAAUGGAUUUACUGGACCGAGCUGGACCGAUAUUGAUAAAUAAUAAGUGGAAAGACCGACUUCACUACAAUCUUGCCAUCCCUUCCAAGUCGUUCCCCAUCGGAUCAAAGAUACCUAUCACACUUCGACUGUCCUCGUCCCAAGUACGCUGCCACUCCGUUGCGGUCUAUCUGACAGAAAAUAUUCAAUUCUUUGGGUACGAAGACGACAGCUACAGAAGAGCACCACAUCGGAAGAUCAAGCUACUCGAGGAAUCUGUUGAGUCACGAUACCUGGGAGACUUUGGAGACUCCGAAAUGGAUGUUCCGGAUGAAAAGUCAAAACUAUCAACCCAGACAAUGAGAUCAGAGGAGAAAUUAGACUCAGAGAAGAACAGUGUGGCUCUUACUCCCAUGGAAAGCAACGAAUCGCCUGAUUCUAGAUCUGGCCCAACCAAGAUUGAGCUCGAAGCGCAGCUACCUUCAUGCCACAGCAUGCGCGAGUCUGGACCAACAAAACGGCUCAUUGUCGAUACAAACUGGGAGUGUAUCACCGUAACCCAUUGGAUAAAAGUAAUCCUCCAUGUUCGCAGAAUUAUCAGCCUGUUUGACAUUCAGACGUAG